Molecule: messenger RNA, 4559 nt
Organism: Xyrauchen texanus (razorback sucker)
Lineage: Eukaryota; Metazoa; Chordata; Actinopteri; Cypriniformes; Catostomidae
Product: ankyrin repeat domain-containing protein 34A-like
Exons: 1
Coding region: 1-1566 (521 amino acids)
Molecular function (GO): protein binding
Source: RefSeq, a predicted model, not a curated record
AUGGGAGAUGGAGGGGCCUUGCACACGGAUGGCAAUGCCCUUCUAAAGGCGGUGUUCCAGGGAAAACUCCGCCUUGCCCGCCUCCUCUUGGAGGGUGGAGCCUAUAUCAAUGAAGGUAACGAGAAAGGGGAGACGCCUAUUAUAGCUGCCUGUCUGGCAAGAUAUGACGAUAUGCAGACCCAGCAGAGAAUGGUUCGGUACCUGCUGGAAAAGGGGGCAGAUCCAAAUAUCCCCGACAAAUCAGGUCGGACUGCCUUGAUGCAUGCGUGUGCAGAACAGGCAGGUAAAGAGGUGGUGUCACUUCUGUUGGAGAAUGGAGCUGAUCCCAGUUUAAAAGACUAUGGCGGGGCCUCUGCUCUCGUACUCGCCAUCAAUAAGGGCAACAGAGACACCCUCCAGGUCCUGCUGGAUGCCUGCAAAGCCAAAGGAAAAGAGGUGAUAAUUAUUACCACUGAUACAUCUCCCUCUGGCACUAAAAAGACAAAACAAUAUCUGAACUCGCCGCCGUCUCCAGGUGUGGUGGACAAAAUCUCACCUACUUGCAUGUCUCCGUCCGAGGUGGAGAUCCAUACCUCUGGCUUAGCUCCUAGUGAGGAGGAGACUAUCUUCAGCUUCGCUGUGAGUUUAGCACUCCCACUACCCUCCAGCAGACCACAGGGUGAGAGGAGACCGCCACCACGCAAGCUUUUGAAAAGACUAAACUCUGAACCCUGGGGCCUGGUGGCUCCCUCUGUACUUGCUGAAAGAGCUGAGCGUAUAGAGGGGGAUUUAGCUGAGGAGGAUAAGUUGGUCUCUGAGAUGAAUGGGCUGUCAGUCACCAGUCCAGGCAGACCUCUUCUGUCCCGAAGGCACAGUAUAGAGACACAUGACCCAUCCUCUCCAAAGCUGAUGGACCGGUCCUGUUCUGAGGACUGUGCAGCACUGUGUGGAUCAUCCUGGGCAGAUAAAGUCCAUCAACACCAGUCACUGAAUCGAAGAAACACAGCCCCUGAGACCCAGGAGAAUGCAGCACAGGCGGGCAUUCGUACACUGCCACAUCCCAAACUAACCCGCAUGGAACACUAUGAGUCAGACACCCACCUAUGCCCUGGCUCCAUCCCUGGAUCUCCAGAUUCUGGGCGUGUUUCCGUGGAGCGGCGAAAGUACAACGCCUCUCCUCUGUCCCUGCUCACUAGCUCUUCCCGAGAAUCUUUGGAAAGCAUUCCCAACUCUGUGUCUCCCAUCACGAUGAGGCGACGCCCACCAGGGCUGUUGGAAAGGCGGGGAUCAGGCACUCUCCUCCUGGAUCACAUCUCCCACACGCGACCUGGGUUCCUCCCUCCUCUAAACGUCAACCCCCAGCGACCCAUUCCUGAUAUCCGGGCUAAUGGAAAACCCACUUCGCCCGUUCACUCUGGGAGCAAGAUCUUGCUGCCAGUGGCCCCUUCAUCCCCGAAACGUGGGCCAGACUUCAAAAUGAAGAAGAAACUGACGAGGAGACACUCAAUGCAGACGGAGCAGAUGAAGCAGCUUUCAACUUUCCGGGAAAUCCUAACGGAAAAGGUGAUGGAGAUGAAUGGCGACUGAGAGAUAGAGAAACGGAGAGAGAGAGUUUGUGCUGGUCGAGAGGCCGUUUCAUCUACAUGUUCCUUGAGACACACCUGUUCUAGAUUUAUUUGGCUCCUUUAGAACAUGCAUUUUGAAAUUAAAAUAAUCUCCAAAUUCAGAUCAGGAAAAUAGAAAAAUCCAUACAAAAUCCAGAAUAUGUGAAGAAAAGAUGGACCCAUUUGUGUCAGUGGAAUCUAAUGCUGUUAAUGUUUGAAUCUUCUGCAAUUCUCAAACGAGGCCUCACAGAUUCGGUGUUCUACAGGUUUCUCUGUGUAUUAGCAAGUUAGAGCUUUCAGCCUCUUUACUGUUGUAGCUCUGUGAUGUAACAUCCUAUGGAAUUAUUGGGAGAUUAAAGGUACUGUGUUUUUUUUUAUUUUUUUUUUUAUGAAAUAACAUGCAGAAAAUUUCCCUAUUACCUGUCAGAUAUCACUGAAAUAGGUGCCAUGAAAUAUCAUACCUGUCUCUGAAACAUUCUUAGGCUUAGUAAACAGUGGGGGAAAAGUUGUCUGUGGGCCAUGGAGAGAUACUUUGUUUAGCUAAUCAGAAGACUUCUUUGCCUGUCAGUCACUGCGCAUGUUUACAGGGCAGCCCAUAUAUGCUUGUAUAAGUGCCGGCACGAUGUCCUACUCCCACGAAACGCAAAGGUUGGAUGGAGAAAUGCUCAGGGGGACCCACACCCCUCCAUCUGUUCCAACACAAUGUCUCUAGUGUGUCUGUGUGUGUGCAUGUGUCUAAGUGUGGAUUUUUGGGAAGAGGGGGCAUGUGGCUAAUUCAACAGCUGGUCUUGUGGAAGUUCCAGAAAGGCUAAAAUCACUUGCAGCACAUUUAAUGCUUCUAGUUUUCCAUUCAUGAAAUCCUAUGGGGACACUAUACUGUAAAAAGGCACCGUCCUUCGGAUGAGACGUUAAACCAUGGUCUUGACUCUCUGUGGUCACUAAAAAUACCAGGGCACUUCUCACAAAAGAGUAGCUGGGUGUAACCCCGGUGUCCUUGCCAAAUUCCCCCCAAUCGGCCCGUAUCUAUCAUGGCCUCCUAAUAAUCCCCAUCUAUAAAUUGGCUAUAUCACUCAACUCUCUCCUCUCCACCAGCAGCUGGUAUGUGGUGAGUGUACUGGCACACUAUGGCUGCCAUCGCAUCAUCCAGGUGGAUUCUGCACACUGGUGGUGGUUGAGGAGAGUCCCCUGUUCUGUAUGUAAAGCACUUUGAGUGUAGUGUCAGAAAAGCGGCAUGUAAAUAUAACAUUAAUUAAUUAAUGUGUAGUUCAGUGCUCAAAUGUUUAUUUCUUCUGGAAGAACAACAGCCAAAAAUAACUCAAUUUAGUAACUGAUUAAAUCAGGUUAAAAUAUAAAGUUUAAAUUUAAAGUUUAAAUCUAUUUAUAGUUGAUGAAAAUAGUUUUAUAGACAUUUUAAUUUAAAAUGUAUUUAUUUAUUUUGGGCUGAUAGUUAUACCUUUUAGUCAUUGCAUGACCUUUAAUUUGUUAAUGCAAGCUUCUUGAUAUUUCAACAGGAUGUGCCCUAGUGAGGAUUUGAGAAGGCUGACUGCUAGAUAUUCCUGUAACAAAUUAUGUUUUAAUGAACAUUUUUUUUUUUGCACAAUGAAAGUGCAGAAAAUGUUUAAACUAGAUAAAUAUGAGGAGUGUUUUACAGAAAAGAAAAAAAAGUGAUCUCUGAUUUGAUCAAAUAAUUAAUAAAAAAAAAAAAACGCUUUUAAUACAAAACAACAUUAUACCUGUUCACUGAAAGUCAUGUUUCAGAGCUUUUGGAUGGGUGCCUAUCUUUCUUAAAUCCUUAAAAACAAAACAAAGUGAAGUGCAAUUCCUGAAACUCAAAAUCCCAAAGACACUCUUUGAAACUCAUCCAAAACCCUUGCAGAUCCACCCUGACCCGUCUAAAGGGAGGGACGAGAGAAACCCCACUCAUAACGCACACUCCCUCUGGGGACACAGAGCACAGAUAGUGUGUACAUAAUGUACAGAGUACAUUUGUGUCUCAUGUGUUUGAAUGUGCAAUAUUAUGAGCUGCCACAGCACUGGUUUCAUAUAAAACUAUUAUUGUGAAUGUGAAUAAUCACUCGGACACAUGUCUGUGGAACAUGCUGCAGUAAAUAGUUUAGAUGAGCUGGGAGCUCAGUUUACAAUCUGAAUCUCUGCACAAAAUACAUGAAAAUGAAUUUCCCUUAAGAGCUGCAGUGCACAAUGUGUCCAUGUCAAAUGGACAGUUCAACUCAAGCUUAUGAUGUGAGUGAAUUUAAUGCUUCUGUUAUGAGAUGUUUUACAAUUGAUGUGAAUUGUACUUAGUGUACUUUAAAUGUAUCAUGAAAACAAAAAGAGGAUUAUUUUUUUAUGCCUGUAGGGUUUUAUUCUUGUUGUUUUUUUAUUUUGUAUUGAAAUGAAUUUUAAUGUUUAAAACCGAAUUGUUGGUGGUGCAAUUACACUUUGACAGUUGCUUUUGUGCUUUAGGAUGUUUGUAGGAGAUAAAUUAUGAAUAGAACUGAGCAUAAGGAGCUCGCUGACUACAGACAUUUUCUGAAAUCGCCUGCAAAACAAUUGUGAUAUAAACCAACAGUCUCCAGUUUAACUGACUGCCUGACAACCAGAUCUUUGAAAGGAGGACGUUAUCUGUGAUUAUAUCAGCACUUUGUUAUUCUGCAGAUAUUACAGGAGUUGGGCACUUUUCAUUAGUUUUAGUGAUUCUCCUAUCUUCAUUUAACAUAUAGCUAAAUAAGUCAUGGGAGAUGGAUUUGUUUCUUAAUAUGUUUGUAUCUAAAUAUCUAAAAUAUUUCUUUCUAAGUAUCUACGUUCACAUGACCUGCUGUACAAAACAUCAGUUUAAACUGAGUUGAAAUUGUGUUAAGGUAUACAUACUUCACACAGAAGAGUCACAGUUACACUAUCAAUGCAUCAUUUAAUGAAUUGCAGAUUAACCAUUUCUUGUUAUUUUUUAUGUUUAGUGUGAUACACAGGUCAAAUGUA